AGAGGCCCCUCCCCUCCCCCCCCCCCCCGCUACAGCAGCCGGAGGAGGCCGGGCCGGGCCGGGCGGCGGCAGCGAGGAGGAGGCGGGCAGUCCUUGUCCCCAGAAAGCAUUUGGGACAGGAAGACAGGCUAUUCCGCUUGCAAACAAGAUCAGAGCUUUUCACAUCUAACCUGCUGUCUGACCAUUGCAAAGCUUAGGAGUGUCAGUCCCUAAUUGGGUUUAAGCUACAAUACAUCAUUUCCUCUAUCAGUGGCAAGGAGCCAACGAUGCAGUACAUCAGCACGCGAGGAGGAGCCGGGAGCCUGGAUUUUGAAGACGCUCUGUUUUCGGGGUAUGCUACAGAUGGUGGUCUCCUCAUGCCUGAGACAAUCCCAGCUCUGGACCACGUCACACUUCAGAAAUGGAGCAGCUUCUCCUACCCGGAACUGGUGAAACAGCUGAGCUCCAUCUUCAUUCCAGCUGAACUUAUUCCCAGAGCGGAUCUGAAUGGCCUGAUUGACGGGGCGUUCAGAAGGUUCAGACACAAGGAGGUUGUUCCUCUGUCAAGACUGAAGAAGGACUUAAACAUUUUGGAACUCUGGCAUGGUGCCACCUUUGCUUUUAAGGAUUUGGCCUUGUCCUGCACGGGGCAGUUUCUACAAUACUUUCUGAAGAAGAGGAAGAAGCACGUCACAAUUCUUGUGGGGACGUCCGGAGACACUGGCAGCUCCGCAAUUGAAAGUGUCAGAGGUGAAAGGAACAUGGACAUAUUUGUUCUGCUGCCGCACGGUCUCUGUAGCCAAGAACAGGAGCUGCAGAUGACUACAGUCACGGAAGAGAACGUCCAUGUGUUUCUCGCUGAUGGAAACAGCGAUGACAUUGAUGAGCCCAUCAAAGAAUUGUUUGCAGAUGAGGCUUUUGCCAGAAGACACCAUCUGAUGAGCCUGAAUUCGGUCAACUGGUCCAGAAUCCUGGUGCAGAUGGCUCAUCAUUUCUACGCCUACUUCCAGUGUGCCCCACCCAUAGAUGCUGCUCCACUGCCCGUGGUGGAAAUUGUUGUUCCAACUGGGGGAGGAGGGAAUCUCACAGCUGGAUUGAUUGCCAAAAAAAUGGGGCUCCCCAUUGAGCUGGUGGCUGCGGUCAACAGCAAUGACAUUGUCCACAGGAGUGUCCAGCAGGGGGAUUUCUCCGUGGCCAGGAGCAGGAUGGCUACUCUUGCCUCAGCAAUGGACAUCCAGGAACCUUACAACAUGGAGAGGAUCUUUUGGCUACUCUCCGGCUUCGACAGCAGCUUAGUGAAACGUUUGAUGGAAGAGUUUUAUACGACAAAGAAAGUCAAGCUUCCAGAGAAGCUGCAGAAGGCACUCUCAGAGGCCCUGAGGACAGGCUCCUUCUCUGAUGAGGACAUUCUUCAGACCAUGAGGAGCUGCUGGGAAGAGAACCGGUACCUCCUGUGUCCGCAUUCAGCCGUGGCUGUGGGCUACCAUUACAGGCACCCCCCCAGCCCCCAGCUCAGCAGGUGCUGCUUGGCUCCUGCUUCUCCCGUCAAGUUCAAGGACGCUGUCCUCAAAGCUGGUCUUACCCCUGAAGUUGCCCCGGAGAUAAGCGCCUUGAAGAAGAUGGAGACCAGAUCCAGGCCGCUGAGCCGAGACGAAAACUGGACAGACGUGUUGCGGCAAGAAAUAGAGGCAGUUACCAGACAAAGAUCUCUUGUCUUAAACUGAAUAUUUGCAGGAAUUACGGGGGCAUUUGCCUCAUCAAAGUCUGUUAGUCCUAUGGAAGACCCACACCUCCACAGAUGGCAUUAUGAUAUCUUUCUUUCGCUCAUGAAUCAAGAAUUCACUGUUGGGUAGAAUUCUCACUCACAGUAAACAUUGUUUAAAAGUGAAGUUCAGUGUAAGUCUUUGAUCCUGAAGAGAAACAAGUCUUUCACAAAGUACAAAUCAUGUUAUUUUAAAAAAUAUACUUUGCUCAUUGCCUGGUUGAACUUCAUACAUCUGGCAAAAUGGAUUAUAGCCAAAUAAAUCCUUAUUUUUAUAUAUUAUAG
Messenger RNA from Heteronotia binoei (common prickly gecko), 2026 nucleotides. RefSeq names its product threonine synthase like 2 (gene THNSL2). Lineage: Eukaryota; Metazoa; Chordata; Lepidosauria; Squamata; Gekkonidae. Gene Ontology annotation, biological process: 2-oxobutyrate biosynthetic process; dephosphorylation. The record is from RefSeq and is a predicted model, not a curated record. Bases 267 to 1703 code for a protein of 478 amino acids. Gene Ontology annotation, molecular function: pyridoxal phosphate binding. The transcript has 10 exons.